AUGGAUGGGGGUAGCUCAACAAGACAAGGAAGAAAGAGAGCCCACAUUGAUAGAGGGCAUGUAGAAGGACACCAACGUUUGUUCGAUGACUACUUUUCUGAUGAACCGGUGUAUACAGAAUAUCAAUUUCGAAGAAGAUUUAGAAUGUGUAGACAUGUAUUCCUACACAUAGUGCAAGCUCUAGAAAAUCAUUCAGAGUAUUUCCAUACGAGGUUUGAUGCAGUCGGUAGAAGGGGGCUUUCACCAUUACAAAAGUGCACCGCUGCUAUGCGAAUGUUGGUAUAUGGAGCGCCUGCCGAUUAUGUUGAUGAGUAUGUUCGAAUUGGUGAAACUACCGCUAUUGAAUGUCUAGUCAAUUUCGUUCGAGGAGUGAAUGAUAUUUUUGGGACCGAAUAUUUAAGACGGCCCAAUGCUGGGGACAUUCGUCGCUUACUUCAAAUAGGGGAGGUGCGUGGUUUUCCAGGCAUGUUGGGAAGCAUUAAUUGUAUGCACUGA
Molecule: messenger RNA, 495 nt
Organism: Humulus lupulus (European hop)
Lineage: Eukaryota; Viridiplantae; Streptophyta; Magnoliopsida; Rosales; Cannabaceae
Exons: 1
Coding region: 1-495 (164 amino acids)
Source: RefSeq, a predicted model, not a curated record